Messenger RNA from Haemorhous mexicanus (house finch), 9546 nucleotides. It is a transcript of the gene MYOF, whose product is annotated as myoferlin. Gene Ontology annotation, biological process: plasma membrane organization. Bases 160 to 6393 code for a protein of 2077 amino acids. The record is from RefSeq and is a predicted model, not a curated record. The transcript is spliced from 55 exons. Lineage: Eukaryota; Metazoa; Chordata; Aves; Passeriformes; Fringillidae. Gene Ontology annotation, cellular component: membrane.
AGCUAGUCCGUCAUAGAUCCACCCAUAGACCUCCUUUGCUGUAAACCAGUAAUUCCCUGCCUCCUCUUCCUGCUAGUAUUUCAGUCCAGAAGUUAAGGACUGCGAAACUGAAGAUUUAAUUCCUUCCGUAGUAGUCAACAUUUAGGGAAGAGAGAAACAAUGCUUCGGGUGAUUGUGGAAUCUGCUACCAAUAUCCCUAAAACCAAGUUUGGGAAACCAGAUCCUAUCGUUUCUGUUAUUUUUAAAGAUGAAAAAAAGAAAACAAAGAAAAUUGAAAAUGAACUCAAUCCUGUUUGGAAUGAGAUUGUUGAAUUUGACUUGAAAGGAAUUGCUCUGGAUAAUUCAUCUUCCCUAACAAUUAUUGUGAAGGAUUUUGAAACAAUUGGACAAAACAAAUUAAUUGGCAGUGCAUCGGUAGCACUUAAAGAUCUUGUAGGUAACCAAAGCAGAUCUUUUCCCUUCAAACUCAUACCUCUACUGAAUGAAAGGGGACAAGAAACUGGAGCAACGAUUGAUUUGGUAGUAGGAUAUGAGCCACCAGCUGGACCUGCAAAUCCAACUGAUCCAGGAGGGACCAGUGCACAGGAAGAUGGAGAAGAUGAUGGAGGUUAUGAGGAUGGGUUGGAUGGUCCAGUUGGUGGUAUCACACCAGCAGUUCCAGGUGGCACAAAGGAAGCCCAGCUGGCUAAACGCAUCACCAAAGGAAAGAAAACACGGAGAAUCCUCUCUAAUAAACCACAAGAUUUUCAGAUUCGUGUUAGAAUCAUUGAAGGUCGUCAGUUGCCUGGAAAUAACAUAAAGCCAGUAGUCAAAGUUCAUGUUUGUGGUCAGACACACCGGACAAGGAUCAAAAGAGGAAAUAACCCAUUUUUUGAUGAAAUAUUUUUCUACAAUGUCCACAUGACUCCUUUAGAGCUGCUCGAUGAAACCGUUAGCAUUCGGGUGUAUGAUUCUCACUCUCUGCGGGCAGACUGUCUAAUGGGUGAAUUUAAGAUUGACAUUGGCUAUGUUUAUGAUGAGCCUGGCCAUGCAGUCAUGAGAAAAUGGCUUUUGCUGAGUGAUCCUGAAGAUACAAAUUCAGGAGCCAAAGGCUAUAUGAAAGUCAGCAUAUUUGUCCUGGGAACUGGAGAUGAGCCACCAGUUGAAAAAAGGGAGAGAGAUAAUGAAAGUGAUGAUGUGGAGAGCAAUCUUUUAUUGCCUGCUGGGACUGCUCUUCGAUGGGUCACUUUCCUUCUCAAAAUCUACAGAGCUGAGGACAUUCCACAAAUGGAUGAUGCUUUUGCACAAACUGUCAAGGAAAUAUUUGGCGGAGAAGCAGACAAGAAAAACCUGGUAGAUCCAUUUGUAGAAGUUUCUUUUGCUGGAAAAAAGGUUUGCACAAACAUAAUUGAGAAAAAUGCUAAUCCAGAAUGGAAUCAAAUUAUUUAUCUUCAAAUCAAGUUUCCCUCGAUGUGUGAGAAAAUAAAACUUUCAGUUGUUGACUGGGAUCGACUGACAAAAAAUGAUGUAGUUGGAACAACAUAUUUAAGUCUCUCAAAAAUUGCUUCUUCUGGAGGAGAGGUUGAAGAUUUUUCAUCUUCGGGAACAGGGGCUUCAUCAUAUGAAGUAAACUCUGGAGAAACUGAAGUUGGCUUUUUACCAACAUUUGGGCCUUGUUACCUAAACUUUUAUGGAAGUCCAAGAGAAUACACUGGAUUUCCAGACCCAUAUGAUGAAUUAAACUUUGGAAAGGGAGAAGGAGUUGCAUAUAGAGGGAGAAUUCUGGUUGAACUAUCUACAUUAUCUGAAAGCAAGCCUGUUAAUAAAAAAUUAGAAAUGAUUCCUAAUGAUGACUUAUUGGUUGUCGAGAAGUACCAGCGCAGACGGAAGUUCUGCUUGGCUGCUGUGUUUCAUUCUGCCACGAUGCUGCAAGACACGGGGGAGCCCAUCCAGUUCGAGGUGAGCAUCGGCAACUACGGCAACAAGUUCGACAGCACCUGCAAACCCUUGGCAUCAACCACCCAGUACAGCCGCGCCGUCUUCGAUGGUAAUUAUUAUUACUACUUGCCAUGGGCUAACACAAAGCCUGUUGUAACACUGACUUCUUUUUGGGAGGACAUAAGUCAUAGAUUAGACCCUGUGAAUGUAAUCCUAAACAUGGCUGAAAGACUGCAAUCCAAUUUAGCCACCUUAAAAUCAGGAAUGCAGGCUAAAGUGUCUGAAAACAGAUUAGCUGAGAUGUGGUUGAAGCUGAUUGAUGAACUUACAGAAGACAUAAGUAAACCAUUUCCCCUCAUAGAAGGCAAAUCUAAUAUUACAGUCCUUGACACUCAGAUAGAAAAGCUGCGCCUCAAGUCUCUCAAACAGAUUGGAGAAGCAGCAGCAAGGCUGAGAAAUGAAGCUACUGAGGUGAAAGCCACUCUGACAGAAAUUGAGGACUGGUUGGAUAGAUUACUGCAACUGAGUGAAGAGCCACAGAACAGCAUGCCUGAUGUGAUCAUAUGGAUGAUCCGAGGGGAGAAAAGACUGGCCUAUGCUCGUGUUCCUGCACACCAAGUGCUGUACUCCACAGCAAGCCCCGAAUCGUCUGGUAAAUACUGUGGCAAGACCCAAACAAUCUUCUUAAAGUACCCACAGGACAAGACUAAAGAUGUCAAAAUGCCUGCAGAGCUGCGAAUCAACAUUUGGCUGGGGCUCAGUGCAGUUGAAAAGAAGUUCAAUCACUUUGCAGAGGGAACAUUCAGUGUUUUUGCAGAAAUGUAUGAAAAUCAGGCUCUGCUUUUUGGAAAGUGGGGUACCUCAGGACUUGUUGGUCGUCACAAGUUUUCUGAUGUUACAGGAAAAAUCAAACUGAAAAGAGAGUAUUUUCUACCCCCAAAGGGCUGGGACUGGGAAGGAGAAUGGAUGGUUGAUCCUGAAAGAAGUCUGUUGACCGAAGCUGAUGCUGGUCAUACUGAGUUUACUGAUGAAGUGUAUGAAAAUGAGAGUCGCUAUCCUGGAGGGGAAUGGAAAGCAUCUGAGGAGAGUUUCACAGACGUGAAUGGAGAAAAAGCCCCACCCCCACGCGAAUUCACAUGUCCUUUUGGAUGGGUGUGGGAAGAUGACGCUUGGAAAUCCGAUUUAAAUCGAGCAGUGGAUGAACAUGGGUGGGAAUAUGGAAUUACUAUUCCUCCAGACACUAAACCCAAGUCAUGGGUUGCUGCAGAGAAAAUGUACCACACACAUCGACGGCGAAGGCUGGUGCGGAAACGAAGGAGGGAGCAGUCUGAGGGAAUGACAGCAGGAAGGGGAAGGUCGUCCUAUGAAGACCAAGAAGGAUGGGAAUAUGCUUCCUUGAUUGGCUGGAAAUUUCACUGGGAGCAGCGCAGUUCUGAUACUUUCCGUCGAAGACGAUGGAGACGGAAAAUGGCUCCCUCAGAGACACAUGGUGCUGCAGCUAUCUUUAAACUUGAAGGUGCUUUGGGAGCAGACAAUAGUGCUGAUGAUGGAGAAGGAAAGAGUUCAGACAAAGCCAAGGAGUCAGCUACAACAGUGUUUGGUGCCAAUACACCAAUGGUUUCCUGCUAUUUUGACAGAGUAUAUACUUACCAUCUUCGUUGUUACAUCUACCAGGCAAGAAACCUCAUGGCUUUAGACAAAGACAGUUUUUCAGAUCCAUAUGCUCAUGUUUCUUUCCUCCAUCAAAGCAAAACAACUGAGAUCAUUCAUUCAACUCUAAAUCCUACAUGGGACCAAACUCUCAUAUUUAAUGAAAUUGAGAUCUAUGGGGACCCACAGUCAAUAGCCCAAAACCCACCUAAGGUUGUUAUUGAACUUUUUGACAGUGACCAAGUGGGUAAAGAUGAAUUCCUUGGAAGAAGUGUUUGUUCCCCCAUGGUCAAGUUAACACCAGAAGACGACAUCACACCAAAACUGCUCUGGUAUCCUGUAACAAAUAAUGGCAAAGCUUGUGGAGACAUUCUUUUUGCUGCAGAACUUAUUUUGAGAGACAAGGGUGGUACCAACCUUCCAAUUCUUCCAUCACAAAGGGCACCAAAGCUUUACAUGGUUCCUCAAGGAAUCAGACCAGUAGUUCAACUCACUGCUGUUGAGAUUCUGGCCUGGGGGUUGCGAAACAUGAAAAACUACCAACUGGCACCUGUUAUGUCUCCAAGUCUAAUUGUGGAAUGUGGGGGUCAAAUGGUGGAAUCUGUGGUGAUCAAAAACCUCAAAAAGACACCGAAUUUUCCAUCUUCUGUUCUCUUCAUGAAAGUUCUGUUACCAAAAGAGGAGUUAUACAGUCCAUCCCUUGUUAUUAAAGUAGUAGACCACAGACCAUUUGGAAGGAAGCCCAUCGUGGGACAAUGUACUAUUGAUUUACUGGAAAGCUUUCGCUGUGACCCCUACACCACCAAAGAGGACAUUGCACCACAGCUGAAAGUUAGUCUGCUCUCUGCUGCACCUCUCCAGGAUACAGUAAUUGAUAUGGAAGACACACAGCCACUGCUAACAGCUCAGUGUUUAAGCAGUAUGUCAGCAGCACUCAGCAAAAUGGCUUCUCCAACUGCAGUGCAUCUCACAGAAAAGGAGGAAGAAAUUGUUGACUGGUGGAGCAAAUUUUAUGCUUCAAUAGGAGAAUAUGAAAAAUGUGGACAGUACAUUAAAAAAGGAUAUGACACUUUAAAGGUGUAUGACUGUGAAUUAGAAAAAGUACCUGAAUUCAAUAACUUAACAGAUUUCUGUGAUACAUUUAAACUAUACAGAGGGAAAUCUGAGGAGAGUGAUGAUCCAUCCGUGGUCGGGGAAUUCAAGGGCUCGUUCAGGAUCUAUGCCUUGCCCGACGACCCCGGCGUGCCAGCCCCGCCUCGGCAGUUCCGCGAGCUGCCUGACAGCGGGCCCCAGGAGUGCAUCGUGAGGAUCUACAUCGUGCGAGCCCUGCAGCUCCAGCCCCAGGACAACAACGGGCUGUGUGAUCCUUAUAUAAAAAUAACUCUCAGUAAAAAAGUGAUUGAAGACAGAGAUCAUUACGUGCCUAAUACCCUCAACCCAAUCUUUGGCAGAAUGUAUGAACUCAGCUGCUUCUUGCCUCAAGAAAAGGAUCUGAAAAUUUCAGUCUACGAUUAUGAUGCAUUGACUCGUGAUGAAAAAGUGGGUGAAACCAUAAUUGAUCUGGAAAACAGAUUCCUUUCUCGUUAUGGAUCUCACUGUGGUAUCCCCCAGCAGUACUGGAUUUCAGGUGUGAACACCUGGCGUGAUCAACUAAAACCCACCCAGUUAUUGCAAAAUGUAGCCAGGUUUAAAGGCUAUGCUCCUCCUGUCCUCUCUGAGAAUGGCAGAAAGAUUAACUAUGGGGGUCAAGACUAUACUUUGGAGGAUGCUGAAGCUAACAAAAUCUUGCAUCAGCAUCUUGGCCCGGGUGAAGAGCGGUUAGCCCUUCAUAUCCUCAGAACCCAGGGUUUGGUUCCUGAACAUGUGGAAACAAGAACCUUGUAUAGCACUUUCCAGCCCAACAUCUCCCAGGGAAAGCUGCAGAUGUGGGUGGAUGUUUUCCCCAAAAGCUUAGGCCCACCAGGCCCUCCAUUCAACAUCACUCCCCGAAAAGCCAAGAAGUACGUCCUGCGUGUGAUCAUCUGGAACACCAAAGAUGUCCUUCUGGAUGAAAAGAGCAUCACUGGAGAAGAAAUGAGUGACAUUUAUGUGAAGGGAUGGAUGCCUGGUAAUGAAGAAAAUAAGCAGAAAACUGAUGUUCACUACCGAUCAUUAGAUGGCGAAGGGAACUUUAACUGGAGAUUUGUUUUUCCUUUUGACUAUCUCCCAGCAGAGCAACUCUGUUUAGUUUCCAAAAAGGAACAUUUUUGGAGUCUUGACAAGACAGAAUUCAGAAUCCCACCCAAACUGAUCAUUCAGAUAUGGGAUAAUGACAAGUUCUCCUUGGAUGACUAUCUGGGCUUUGUGGAACUUGAUUUACAUAAAACAAUCAUUCCAGCAAAAGUUCCUGAGAAGUGUAAUAUAGACAUGAUUCCAGAAUACAAAGCAGACAGUUCUCAGAAGGCUCCCAGGACUGCCUCUCUCUUUGAACAGAAAUCCAUGAAAGGAUGGUGGCCAUGUUAUGUUGAAAAGGAUGGCUCACGUAUUUUAGCGGGGAAGGUUGAAAUGACACUGGAAGUUGUCAAUGAAAAAGAAGCUGAGGAAAGGCCAGCUGGUAAAGGAAGAGAUGAACCCAACAUGAACCCUAAACUAGAUCUACCAAACCGGCCAGACACUUCCUUCCUUUGGUUUACAAAUCCCUGCAAGACCAUGAAAUUUAUUGUGUGGCGCAGGUUUAAAUGGCUCUUCCUAGGCCUCAUCAUUUUGCUGAUUCUCCUCCUGUUUGUGGCAGUGCUCCUCUACUCCCUGCCGAAUUAUUUAUCAAUGAAGAUUGUGAAACCAAUUUAAGGAAGAAUUUUUUACCUCAUCUUUUUAAAUAGUGCUGAAAUUUCGCCUCAGGCUGUGGACCAAAAUCAGCAAGGCUCUUCAUCCUUUGUAUCUGCUUGUAUUUAGAAUGGUAAAAUAGAUAAUUAAGACUUUCAAUAAGGUUAGCCAAGGUUCAAGAGGUCAUGGAAGGUGGUUUUUAAAAACAAGGAAUAACCCACAACCCCCAUAUAUUUUACUUCAGUGGUAUCUGUACAUGGUGAAGUUCUGACUUCGCUUUUAAAGUGGAUUUUUCAUAAAAAUCACUCAGAGGAGCUGCCUGCUAUUGCUAUCUCUGGUUUUUAACGGAUAUUUUCUUUUGAGAAUCCUUUUUGUUGGGCACACUUUGAAACUCUGCAUUUUAAAUUAAAGGAAAAGAAUCACUACUUACAAAUAUGUCUACCAAAGAAACAUGACAGUGCAACCAAAGGGUCAUACAUUGUUUCUAGUUCCAAAGUUUUCAUCAUCAUGCUGCUUAAAAUUCUUAAUUGCCAUGCUGUAGACUUGACAACACUAUACAGGUAUCCUGACAAAUUCAUAAACAUAGAAAUGAAUUAUACAUUGGGUUUUUUUAGUAUAAUUACAAAAUUUUAAAUAAACUUAUCCACAAGUAAAACACAAGUUUCCAAUUUUCUUCAACUGUUAAAAAACUACAAUGUAUUAGGACUUGUGUAGUACCUAUCAGAGGAUAUAAUGUCACAGACCUGGAAUUUAAGGUAUUUUUACUGUUAUCUGCACAGUGAAGAAUAAGGAAAUACUUCUACACAAAGUUCUCAUUAAUUUAUUCAUUAGUUAGGAAAUUAAUAAAGAAAUCUGUUGACUAGUUUCACUAUACUCCUUGUAUUUAGAGAUGAUCAUGAAUCAAAACACAGGAGGAUACAUGACCUAGAAUCAACCCUUGUUUGAAAUCUGAUCUGCACAUGGAAGUAUCUCAUUUUGCCUCAAUCUCCUCUCCCAAGGCAGAGUAAAAUAUAAUCUGCACUAAAAAUCAGGUUAUAGUCUGUGAUUCUAUCUCACUUUUAUGGAGGGCUGACACAGAAGCGCCUCUGAACAUCCUCUGGUCCUUGAAAUAAAGGAAGUCUGCAGCAGAACCUGAAAUCAGCAUUUGGUAUGAUUGUCACAUUUUUGACUGCAUAAAGACUUCAGCUGCCUUUAAAAAGAUGUCAAAAAUAACUACAAAAAUUGUUCUUUAAAAGCUUCUGUCAUUGCGUUUAGUGACAUACUUAACACUUUCAUAAAACACAGUACUGUAAAAUAAUAAGCAUGUACUUGUUGGGCAAAAUAAGUAACCUUAUUCUGUUGGAGGAAUUAGGGUAAAGGUCUAAUAUUAAAUAGCUUCCAUCAUGUGAAGUCCCAGUGGCUACAGAGUGGAGCAAGCAGCAGUCACACAGUCGCAGACAUAACACCACCCUUAGUUUUUUGUUGUCAAGAAACUCUCAAGCAUCUUGACCCUUGAAUGAGAGCUUAGAGCUGGAACUAAUCACUAUCCAGAUGGAUUGACCCUCCACUAAUGAUGAAAUAGCUCUCCAGAAAUAACCAGCAAUUUGCAUGAGCUAAUGUUUGAUCAUCCACUAUUAAAAUCUGUCUCAAUCAAUGCCAUAAAUCUGACACACGGUAAAAAUCACAGCAAACUUAUUUUCAUGCAGGACAAGAAAGUGUGCUGCUUCUAAGGGUUGUAAUUAGAAAGCAUUUAACUUCAAAGGGCGUGGAGCAGAGAUCCAAGCAAGCCUGUUCACAGAGCAUUUGACGAGUGGCAGGUACUGCCCUUCUGAGUGGAGUUCACCGUCUUCCAGAUGCCUUUUUGUUCAAGCAUGCAUAGGCUUGAUCGGUUCACUUCAAUUAGGCAGUGCUAUUAAAAACAUAACUGAAAAGUCUGAGAAGCCAUUCCGUCUGCCAGCCUGCCCCAGUAACAAACAAAAGACAGCACAUCUUCACAAGAAAGAAAAGGUCAUCAUUUAUAUUUACAUACAGUGCUAGUCAAAUCUGUAAUCCCUGGUGCAGCUGCUGUGCAUGACUCCAACAUGCAACAAGUUUUUGUCUAGCUGGAGCAGUUACCAAAGACCGAGCUCUGUGUUGGGACCAAUUUGGUGCUGCUCUCACCAUCCACCAAUGACUGGGAUGUUAAGUUUGGCCAGUCCAGCUCUGAACCACUCCAGUUACCAGCAGCUGAGGAAAAAGGCCUGUGAGGCCACAGAAAAGUGGGCAGAAUGUAGAUGCUCCUGAUACCACUCCCCCUAUUAAAGGAAAUUACUUAAUCCAGGGAAUUCCUCCUCCUAUGAGUUUGUUUUUUCAGCCAGCUGGAACAGCCAGGGAAAGGCUAAAGCUAAACUGACAAUGCUUAUAACAAAAAAUGGGUAGGUAGCAGCAGGAUGUCAGAGUCAUCCUGCCUCUGCCAUCACACAGGUUUAGACACCAGUGGCUGCAUCUUUGAUGCACUCAGGUAUCCAAGCAGCAUAUCCAAGCAUUCCUAUCACUGCUUGCUGUAGUCGCCCCACACCCUGACUACUGGAAUGGGCUGUAAGGAAGUUAACAGCUACUGUCAUGUACUUUACAAAAAGCCAUCAUGUAAUUAAAGAUAAAAUAUUUGGAGAAACUUGCACCUAUACCAGCUCAGUGUAAAGAGGCAGUAAACUCAGGCAUAUUUACAAGCUGUUCUUGCAUUUCUUUGAACAACCACAAGAUGACAUCCCAAGUCUCGUGUGUUGGCGAAGGCCUUCCCGUACUUCUGUUUUAUUCCUACCCCAAAUACAUCUCACAUAUGGAGAUGAACAAGAUAUAUUUAGUAAUCAAGGAAGAACAGCCCCAUCAAGUCCAUUGCUUCUAAGUGUAUUUGAAAAACACUGCUGUAAGCACCUUUGGGACUUAUCUGUUACAUACAAAGUGACUCCAAGCCUGGCCCUUGCUGACCUUUAUGCUGUUGUAUCCACUCCUUGCCCCUACAUGCUUAAGUAUCUAUUGAGCAAUCCGAAAGCACUUUACUAAAGUGUGAAAUGGUAGCAUUCAGUGCUGCAUCUUGUGUCAAUGCUAGCUCAGCUAGUAAAUACCAUGCAGCUUUUUACACAGUACUUGCCAUUGCUCAGAGCUGCCAUGUCAUGUUUACAGACAGGGACAUGAAUUAAAAAAUUUUCCAUCAAAGAA